UCACUGUUACUUGUAGGCGAAUGUUUGUGUAUGUUAUUGUUUGUGCGCACGACAUUCGUAUCGUAACAUACAUCCGAUGGCAUGUUGACUAGUAAAAGCAAAGGGCCACGAUUAGAAAUGACAACUCUAACAAAAGUUUUGAAUUUAUCAAACAGAUAUGUACAUACACAUACAAAGUGCCCCCAUAAAUCUGAUCAAUUCAAUCAAUUGUUUAAAGAAAUAAAGAAAAAUAAAAACACAUUUAUUUGCUCAAAUGCGACAUUGUUUACGAUAUUCAUUGAGUAAUCAACGAUUGAAAUACAAACGAGCUAUUAACUAACCAUAAGCGAAAUUUCAACGAAAAUUUUAAACCAUCUGGUGAUGCAUGACCAAUAGCAAAACGAGUGUCGAGUGUGAGUGUCGGUUGACAUACAUGCAUACAUACUACGAAUUUUAACCGAGAAUUUCGUGCGAGAGUGACAGAUUCCGUGACAGGGAAUAUAGAAAAAAAACUCAAAUGACAAACAAAAGAAAAAAUAUCGACUAAAGGUGAGAAAAUUUGUGUUUUUGGUAUUUUUUGUUAUUUUCUCGAUACAAAAGCGAACAAAUCAAAACGCAUUGCUAUUUUUACUGUACGCAACGACAAAGAAAAAACAAAUUGAAAAACGAAGCAAAAAUCGAGCAAAGACGAAAAAAAGCAUAAUCUUCGAUUAUUAAGAUUGGCGCUUUUCUUUUUCCAAUCAUCAAUAGAAUAUCGUUGAAGGGCAAAGAGAGAAAAAAAAAAGAAACAAACUCAAUCAUGCCAAUUGUAAAUAUUAUAAAGCGAGCAUCCAACUACAUACUUGGAUCAGAAGAAUUGGAUGAUAAAACUGAUACAAUAUUCGAGGAUAAUGAAGUGCUUUUUUGUAAAAAUAAUGUAUGUGUACAUCCGCCAGCAUUGGUUCGACAAGAAUCGGAUAUUUUACAUUAUCCAGGCUAUUUGACAGUGACAACGAAAACUUUUACGGAUCAAUACAAUAAUGCAAAACGACCAACGCUACUGCUUACCUGGAUUCCGAAUGCAACACUCCGAAAAUGUCCGUCAACCGUGGAAAACAACGGUUUGCCCGUAUCAAUGAUGAACAAUAGUGCAAGUAAUAUGACGGUGGACAGCAUUCAUUCAUAUACGGAUGAAUUAAAACAGCAUAAACUUUAUAAUCAAAUAUCCGAUUGGAAUAGUAAAAACACCUCACAAACAUGCCUCGAAACAUCGAUACCAAUUUUUAACAAUACAAAUCCAUUUUUGGAUCCGUAUCUGUAUGAAAGCGAAAAAUUGGCAACCGAAAAUAUGGACACAAUCAGCGUUAGUUCAAAUUCAGAUCGUGCUAGUAGCAGUGGUGUUCAUAGCACAUACGGCGGUGAUACGGACACACAUCAUGAUGAUGAUUGUGCAUAUACCACCGACGAUUUGAAAAAAUCAAUGCCAAAUGUUGAAGAAACGGAAGAAGAAAAGGAAUUAAAACGUGAACUUGAACCACUUAUCGAAACCGAUGGCGAUAACAAAGCGAUUGUUGUGAUUAAUGCAGCCAGACAAAAUGUUAAAACAUUGCUAUUGUCACAACCGAAAAAUCAACAACUAUUGACUUCAGUCAAUAUCACAAUAGCCAAUCCACAAAUUCACAAUCAAGACUUAUCACCGGACGAGCAAAAUGUUAAAUUGAUGCGAACACAAUCGAUAAGUUCGGUUGAAGAGACGACAACAUCAAAUUGGAUGACACCCGAAUUACUUGCCUACAAGCAUAAUUUAGCAUUUCCGGAUAGUGUGACAUCGUCACCAGUGCUCACACGUAAUGUGCCAAUGAAAUGUCGUCGAUUUUCGGUGGAUUUGAGUCAAAUGCGUUCGCUUCGACUAUUUUUUAACGAUGAAAAUUGCACAUCGGGACAAUUGGUGAUUGCAUCACGUGAAUCACAGUACAAAAUUUUACAUUUUCAUCAUGGUGGUCUCGAUCAUUUGGCACAAGUUUUACAUCAAUGGCAUUGUUUAUUGCACAAUAUUAAAUUGGCGCCGGGCGUUUUUGGUCAUGACGAACACAAUUUACCCUAUCGACAGUUUAUGGUAUGCCGUCCAGAAGUUAAAAAAUCUGAACUACAUCCCGAUGAAGGAAACGUAAAUAAAAUUACAACUGACUAUUUUUAUGGCACACUUCUCAACGAAAAAGGACAAAUUGAAGACGAUUUAUUACUACGGAAAUGCGUUUUCUUUGGUGGACUUGAAAAAAGCUUACGAAAAACGGUUUGGCCAUUUUUAUUGCAUUGCUAUUCAUUCAAUUCGACAUUUGAAGAUCGCGCGCUACUUAUGGACAUUAGAAAACAGGAAUACGAAGAGCUAUCACGACGCCGACUAUAUUCAAUGUCACCAGAAGAGCAGGCUCAUUUUUGGCGUUGUGUUCAGUGCAUCAUUGAAAAAGAUGUCGUACGAACCGAUCGAAGUAAUCCAUAUUUUGCUGGCGACGACAACCCAAACAUCGAAAGCAUGAAAAAUAUUCUAUUGAACUAUGCUUAUUAUAAUUCAGGCACCUCAUACACACAAGGCAUGAGUGAUUUGUUGGCUCCCGUCUUGUGUGAAAUAAAAAAUGAAUCUGAAACCUUUUGGUGCUUUGUUGGACUGAUGCAACGAGCGUUUUUCGUAUGCACCCCUACUGAUAAUGACAUCGACAAAAAUCUCAGUUAUUUACGAGAAUUAAUACGAAUUAUGGUACCAAAGUUUCAUGUACAUCUUGAAAAAUAUUCUGAUUCAAAAGAACUGUUGUUCUGUCAUCGUUGGAUAUUGCUUUGUUUCAAACGCGAAUUUACCGAAGCGGUUGCAAUACGAAUGUGGGAAGCAUGCUGGUCGAAUUACCUUACAGACUAUUUUCAUCUAUUUUUAUGCUUAGCCAUUAUUGCCGUUUAUGCAGAUGAUGUGGUGGCUCAAGAUUUACGAACCGAUGAAAUGCUCUUGCAUUUCAGUUCAUUAGCAAUGUAUAUGGAUGGUCAGUUAAUUUUGCGAAAAGCGCGUGGAUUACUUUAUCAAUUCCGACAAUUGCCAAAAAUACCAUGUACACUAUCGAAUCUCUGCCGACGAUGCGGACCAGGUAUGUGGGAUUCGGGUCAUCAUCCAGCAAUCGAAUGUAUCGGUCACACCGACGACGAUCAUUGCAUCUUAAGCGAUGAUUAAAAAUCUAGCUAGCCAAAAAAAAAUGUAUCAAAAGUUUAUCACCAAACGUUGCUGUUCGAUGCAAUAACGCUAAAAUUAUUAUUAUUUAUUUUAUUGAAUAGCAAAAUAAUAUCAAAGAAAUUGGUUUUGCAAUUCACAUUGUCCAUACACACACACAAAACACACACAUUUGAAACAACAAGUUGUAAAUCAGUUGAACAAAAGGAAACAACAUUCCAAUGAUAAUUGUCUUUAUUUUAUUAGAAAAAGUAAAAGUGCCACACACACAUAUAUAUUAUACACUAAAUGUAAAUCAAUAGAAACAAUAAUAUUUAUUAUACAAUCAA
Molecule: messenger RNA, 3498 nt
Organism: Contarinia nasturtii (swede midge)
Lineage: Eukaryota; Metazoa; Arthropoda; Insecta; Diptera; Cecidomyiidae
Gene: TBC1D16
Product: TBC1 domain family member 16
Exons: 7
Coding region: 779-3172 (797 amino acids)
Biological process (GO): activation of GTPase activity
Cellular component (GO): early endosome
Molecular function (GO): GTPase activator activity
Source: RefSeq, a predicted model, not a curated record